UGAAUAUCUCAUCAAAAAUUAAUGUUACAUUAUUAUACAAUGAAAUUUUCUGAUGGUUUAGAGGUUUUCAACAAACCAUUAACACUCAUAAAUACAUGGAGAAAGAAUGAAAUUAACUCUGUAUAUGCACAUUCAAAGUAUUCUGCAGUGAAGAAAAUUCCAAAUUUUGCUGAAAUCCAUAAGCAAAUGUUUGCCAGAUCAGAGUCUAUCAUAGACGUAAAAAAUAGACUAAAAGACAGACACACUGCAUUAACCAAACUCAACAGUCCAGCAAAUGUAAAGAUUAAUUCACGGGAAAAAGUACCGCUAUCUAAUAAAUCGAAUAAAAAUUUUAAUAAUCACACGGAAUUUAAGAUGAAGAAACACGAAACUACCGAUUGUAUCUUGAAAGAUUAUGCUUCACAUUCAACAAGAGGGUAACAACAAAGCUGAGCUAAAUUGGCGGGCGUAAGAAUCAACCAGCGUUUAGAACUUCAAAUGAAAUCAAGAA
Molecule: messenger RNA, 490 nt
Organism: Eufriesea mexicana
Lineage: Eukaryota; Metazoa; Arthropoda; Insecta; Hymenoptera; Apidae
Exons: 4
Coding region: 22-420 (132 amino acids)
Source: RefSeq, a predicted model, not a curated record